AUGGCUACCUCAGAAGCUCCCGAAGAGAGGCUGAAGAAAUUUAAGUACCGAGGCAAAGAAAUGUCCUUGAGGCGACAACAGAGGAUCGAUUCCAGCCUACAGCUCCGGAAGAGCAGGAAAGAUGAACAGGCGCUAAAGAGAAGAAAUAUCGGCCUCUUCUCCAGUGACGUGGUUUCUCAAGCACUAGUCAAAGAGGCCAACCUCACUCUGGACGACAUUAUCAAAGGGGUGAAUAGUUCAGAUACGAUCAUGUGUCUCCUGGCCACCCAGGCUGCCAGGGAAAUGCUGUCUCAGGAAAACAACCCUCCUCUAGAUGUGAUUAUUGAGGCAGGACUGAUCCCCAAGCUGGUGGACUUCCUGAAGGCAGCCCAUCUCCCCAACCUGCAGUUCGAGGCAGCAUGGGCGCUCACCAACAUUGCCUCAGGAACUUCAGAGCAGACCGGAGUUGUCGUGAAAGAGGGUGCCAUUGAGCCCCUGAUUGAACUCCUCUGUUCGCCACACCUGACCGUGUCUGAGCAGGCAGUGUGGGCCCUUGGGAAUAUAGCUGGUGACUGUGCAGAAUUCAGAGACAAUGUCAUUUCCAACAAUGCCAUCCCGCACCUGAUCAACCUUAUUUCAACAAACAUACCAAUCACCUUUCUUCGGAACAUUGCAUGGACCUUGUCCAACUUAUGCCGAAACAAAAACCCAUACCCUCCUGAGGACGCCGUGAGGCAGAUGCUGCCUACCCUCUGUCAGCUCCUGCUACAUCACGAUAAUGAGAUUCUCUCAGAUACCUGCUGGGCCCUGUCCUACCUCACCGAGGGCGGCAAGGACUACAUCCAUCACGUGGUGACCACAGGCAUCCUGCCUAGGCUUGUAGAGCUCAUGAGCAGCUCAGAACUCAAUGUCUUGACCCCUUGUCUCCACACGAUGGGCAACAUUGUGGCCGGAACAAAUGAGCAAACCCAAAUGGUGAUUGAUGCUGGCAUGUUGAAGGUAUUGGGCCAGGUCCUGAGGCACCCGAAGUCCUCCAUCCAGAAGCUUGCUGCCUGGGUCAUGAGCAACGUGGCUGCUGGGCCCAGGCACCACGUCCAGCAGCUGAUUUUGUGUAACUUGCUGCCUGUCUUGGUAAAUCUACUAAGGAAUGCAGAAUUGAAAGUCCAGAAGGAGGCUGUGUGCACCGUGGCUAACUUUGCAACAGGGGCCUCUCAGAGCCAGUUGACUCUGCUGGCCUACUCAGGAGUCUUGGAGCCAAUGCUGAAUCUGCUCACUGCCCCGGACAUGGAGGUCAUCACUGUCAUCCUCGAUGUCAUUUCUUAUCUCCUCCAGCAGAUAGACGAUCUAGAGGACAAGAAAAGGCUGUGUUUUCAGAUAGAGGAAGUUGGUGGCUUUGAAAAAAUUGAGUCCUUACAGCACCACCACAACAGUUACAUCAGCCAUAGUGCCCUGAACAUCAUUGAGAAAUAUUUAUAUGAGGAGGAAGAUGAUGACAUUUUGCCCAAGCCUGGGCUGAGAGUGUGAAGAUGUGGAGAACUGAGACAUUUCACACACCGUAUUUCAGCCAGAGCACUUGCCACUCACGGACUUCCGCAUGGCUUCUGGUGAUAGCAUGGACCACAGAAAUCCACACGGUCUCUGGUGGCAGUGCAGAUCUUGGACAAGAACCACGGACAGCAUCAUAGCUCUCAGCAGCAGCACAGACCAAUGACAUCAACAUGACUUCAGGGGCAGCACAGACCAGACACAGUGGCAUGACCUUCAUUGGUGACACAGGCCACUAACAUUAAUACAUCCCCCAGCUGCAGCAGGAUCAUGGCCCAUGGCCCUGGGCAGCAGUGGCCAAAUAUACGUGGCAAGCAUUUUUUACCAGCUGAGGAAUGGAAUGGUCUAGGGUUUUUGUUUUUGUUUUUGUUGCCUGUGUUAAUCUAUGUUGUUAGUCUGCUCCUUUUGAUUGGGGAACUGGGAUUAUUAAUAUAUGGUUAUUGAAAAGCAUGCAUUAUUUUCUGUCAUUACAUUGAGUUUUAGUGGUUGGUGUUUUCAUUUUCUGAAACAGGG
Molecule: messenger RNA, 2037 nt
Organism: Rattus norvegicus (Norway rat)
Lineage: Eukaryota; Metazoa; Chordata; Mammalia; Rodentia; Muridae
Gene: Kpna7
Product: karyopherin subunit alpha 7
Biological process (GO): protein import into nucleus
Cellular component (GO): nucleus; cytoplasm; NLS-dependent protein nuclear import complex
Molecular function (GO): nuclear import signal receptor activity
Source: RefSeq, a predicted model, not a curated record